AUGCUAGAUAUUGAAAAUAUGGUACCAGCUGAAGCCACAUAUGUACCCCAUAAAAAACCCUAUCGGGCUUACUGUCCGAGGUGUCAGACUGUCACAACUACAGUAACCCAUCGAAAAUGCGGACUGCUCAACUUGUUGCUCUUCAUCCUGUGUCUUUUUUUGCCCUGCUUUUUUGUAUUUUGUUUUUGGUGUAAAUGUUUUGAAGACAUCGAACAUGAGUGCCCAGAAUGCAAGACGUCAGUUGGCAGGAGAGAUCGCAUUUGA
This is a messenger RNA of Caenorhabditis briggsae, 264 nucleotides long. Bases 1 to 264 code for a protein of 87 amino acids. The record is from RefSeq and is a predicted model, not a curated record. The transcript is spliced from 2 exons. Gene Ontology annotation, molecular function: zinc ion binding. NCBI's taxonomy places the organism in Eukaryota, Metazoa, Nematoda, Chromadorea, Rhabditida, Rhabditidae.